CGAACUGUCAUCGUUCAUGUUUGUUAUUGUUUGGAUUUUCAUUCAGAAGUUGCUAAUCGUCAGCAGUUUCUCUCUAAAAGUUAUUAUUGCAUUAAUUUGUAAUAAAAUUACAAUUUUGCGUAUAAUUUGCGAUAACUUGAAGUGUAAAACGAGUGAUAUUUCUUGGAGUUCGUGCUGCUAAACCACCACCACUGAAAGCAACCCAAAAUGGGCAAGGGGAAAGCAGAAGUCGGAACGCCCAAGUACCUGGCCAACAAGAUGAAGGCCAAGGGCUUGCAGAAGCUGCGCUGGUACUGCCAAAUGUGCGAGAAGCAGUGUCGCGACGAGAACGGAUUCAAGUGCCACACGAUGAGCGAAUCCCAUCAGAGGCAGAUUUUGCUGUUUGCCGACAAUGCGGGCCGAUUUAUCGACAGCUUCUCGUCGGAGUUCAUGACUGGGUAUUUGCAAAUUCUUCGGAGGCAGUUCGGAACUAAGCGUGUUGCGGCCAAUAAGGUCUACCAGGAGUACAUUUCCGAUCGGCACCAUCUGCAUAUGAACUCCACCAAGUGGCACUCGCUGUCGGAGUUCGUGAAGUAUCUCGGAAGGAAUGGUCACUGUGUGGCGGAUGAAACGGAGAAAGGAUGGUACAUUACAUACAUCGAUCGGGAUCCAGAAACUCUAGCGAUGCAGGAGAAAAUGGCCAAGAAACAGAAGAUGGACAAGGAUGACGAAGAACGGCUGGCAGAGUUCAUCGAGGAACAGGUUCGUCGGGGGAACAAGGAGGAGGAACCCAGCACCUCAUCCUAUACGGAACUGAAGCGGGACAAUGAGGAGGAAACGAUAAAACUUGAUCUGAAGCUUGGUACCAACAUUAAGAUGGAAAGCAAGCCUUUAAAGCUAGAAAAACGACCUCUAGAGGUUGCCGAUGAGUUCAAGAAGGAAAAGAAAUUCAAACCCGGAGCUAGUUCCUCGAGUGGGUUCAAAAAGCCAUCCGCCUUGGAUGAGCUGAUUCGGGAGGAGGAAAUUAAGAAGGAGAAAAGCAACCGCAAGGACUACUGGCUGGCGGAAGGUAUCGUCGUGAAGUUGGUGUCCAAAUCCCUCGGAGAAAAGUACUACAAAGAAAAGGGCGUUGUGGUGGAAGUGAUUGAUAAGUACCGAGCCAAGAUUAAACUGCUGGAAACCGGGGACAAGUUGAAGGUUGAUCAGGCACACUUGGAAACCGUAAUCCCGGCGAUCGGCAAGCAAGUCCUGGUGCUGAAUGGGGGCUAUCGAGGAAAUACCGCCACCCUCAAGGAAAUCGACACCGACAACUACUGCGUAACGAUCGAAAUAGCAUCCGGACCACUGAAAGGCCGAAUAGUGAACAAUGUGCAGUACGAAGAUAUAAGUAAGUUGUUUUAGGCAAGGAGUGGAAUUAGGUUAGUAAAAUAAAAAACUAUGCUAAGAAAAAGUA
This is a messenger RNA of Aedes aegypti (yellow fever mosquito), 1432 nucleotides long. RefSeq names its product DNA/RNA-binding protein KIN17 (gene kin17). Gene Ontology annotation, cellular component: nucleus. Bases 208 to 1380 code for a protein of 390 amino acids. NCBI's taxonomy places the organism in Eukaryota, Metazoa, Arthropoda, Insecta, Diptera, Culicidae. The transcript has 2 exons. Gene Ontology annotation, molecular function: double-stranded DNA binding. Gene Ontology annotation, biological process: DNA damage response; DNA replication. The record is from RefSeq and is a predicted model, not a curated record.